Brachypodium distachyon (stiff brome) is the source of this 1996-nucleotide messenger RNA. Its product is annotated as diacylglycerol O-acyltransferase 1-1. The transcript is spliced from 16 exons. The record is from RefSeq and is a predicted model, not a curated record. Lineage: Eukaryota; Viridiplantae; Streptophyta; Magnoliopsida; Poales; Poaceae. Gene Ontology annotation, molecular function: diacylglycerol O-acyltransferase activity. Gene Ontology annotation, biological process: triglyceride biosynthetic process. The coding region runs from base 195 to 1757 and encodes 520 amino acids. Gene Ontology annotation, cellular component: endoplasmic reticulum membrane; chloroplast envelope.
GGAGUCGCACCAACCAGCACGUGGGCCCUACGCCACCCCCUCCCGGUCCGACGUGUCAUCGUAGCGGACCUUGCUGAUUACGUCAUCACCGCGGAGAGCUGUCUGUCCUUCUUUCUCGUCUCGCCUCGACGUCUCCUCUCCUCCAAAUCGAUCGACAGAGAGAGCUUGAACCGGAGGUACGAACCCUAGCCUGAAUGGAGGACUCCACCGGCGGCGAGAUCAACGCGCCGCCGCCGGUCCAACGGCGUCCGCCGCGCCCGCGAGGAGGCGGCGCCACCGCCACCGCCCAGGGCUUCGUGGCCGCGCUGCGCCGCCGGGUGAGCUCCGGCGCCGCGGUGGCCGCACGCGCCAGCUUCGCGGCGGACUCCGGAGACGAGUCCGGCCCAGCCGAGCCGUCCUCGUCGCACCGCCGCGAGUCAAGCGGGGACGUCCCGUCCAACGCCGGCGGCGGCGGCGGAGGCGGAGGCCCGGACUUCUCCGCGUUCAGUUUCCGCGCAGCUGCCCCGGUUCAUCGGAAGGCGAAGGAAAGCCCACUGAGCUCCGACGCCAUCUUCAAGCAGAGUCACGCAGGCCUUUUCAACCUAUGCAUUGUUGUUCUGGUGUCAGUGAACGGCAGGCUUAUUAUUGAAAACUUAAUGAAGUAUGGCUUAUUAAUAAGAACUGGCUUUUGGUUUAACUCUAGAUCAUUCCGAGACUGGCCACUUCUAAUGUGCUGCCUUAGUCUGCCUGCUUUCCCCCUCGCCGCAUAUUCGGUUGAAAAAUUGGCAUUCCGUAAUCUUAUUACUGAUGCUGUCGCUACCUGUCUUCAUGUCAUUCUUACAACAGCUGAAAUCGUAUAUCCAGUGCUUGUCAUUCUUAUGUGUGAUUCUGCAGUUGUUUCUGGUUUUUUGUUGAUGUUUAUUGCUUGCAUUGUUUGGCUGAAACUUGUAUCAUUUGCGCAUACAAACCAUGACAUAAGACAGUUAACUAUGGGUGGCAAGAAGGUUGAUAAUGCACCCAGCACAGCUGACAUGGAGGAUUUACAAGCUCCAACUUUAGGUACUCUAAUAUACUUCAUGAUGGCUCCAACACUGUGUUAUCAGCCAAGCUAUCCCCGAACUUCACAUGUUAGAAAAGGGUGGCUGAUUCGUCAAAUUAUCCUGUACUUGAUAUUUACCGGUAUUCAAGGGUUCAUUAUUGAGCAAUAUAUAAAUCCAAUUGUUGUGAACUCUGAACAUCCAUUAAAGGGAGGACUCCUGAAUGCUGUGGAGACUGUUCUUAGGCUUUCACUACCAAAUGUUUACCUGUGGCUUUGCAUGUUCUAUUGCUUUUUCCAUCUCUGGUUAAAUAUACUUGCUGAGAUUCUUCGUUUUGGUGACCGUGAAUUUUACAAAGAUUGGUGGAAUGCAAAAACAAUUGAUGAGUAUUGGAGAAAAUGGAACAUGCCUGUGCAUAAAUGGAUUGUUCGCCAUAUAUACUUCCCUUGCAUGCGAAGUGGUAUAUCAAAGGAAGUUGCUGUUUUUGUAUCGUUUUUCGUAUCUGCUGUACUCCAUGAGCUAUGUGUUGCUGUUCCCUGCCGCAUUGUCAAGUUCUGGGCAUUCCUGGGAAUCAUGCUGCAGAUUCCACUUAUCACAUUGACAUCGUACCUGAAGAGUAAAUUCAGUGACACAAUGGCUGGCAACAUGAUAUUCUGGUUCUUCUUCUGCAUCUACGGGCAGCCUAUGUGUGUUCUCUUGUACUACCAUGAUGUGAUGAACAGGAUUGGAAAGACAGCAUAGACGAACGUUCUGUGUUGUGUUUAUUCCAUUUUUAACCGAGUCAGAGAGGCAAUGCCAUGUACACCAUGAAACCGUGCAACUUCCAUCACUACGGCAUAUACAGCCUUCCAGUUUUUUCUCGGAGAACCCAGUAGAUAAUACACUGUCCACAAGCUUUCUUUUUUUAUUUUCUACUUGUAAAUGUAUAAAAAUCCUACAUGACUAAUGGAUUGGAUAUUUUCCGGUAUGUGUAUUGUGCA